CUUAAAUUCUAUAAAGAUAAAAAGCGAGGUCACUAGGAUACGCUAUCCUGACAAGGAAGGAGCCAAGCAUGAGUUGAGAGGAAAUUGACGAUCUGUAUUCAAUAAAGUAAAAAUGGCUUCUGUAAAGUCAUUUAAAAGGAAAUAUUUGAAACUGAGAAAAUCUUUUGAUGUUGUCCUUCAAGAAACCGAUGAAAUUGAACAGAAAAUAGCAGACAUCUCUCAAGUUUAUCGACGGAUUUUGAUGGAAAAUACUCAUUUGGUCGAUUUAUUUUUGGAUAUGAAUGAAACAACUUUGCCCACACCUCCUGCUAGUCCUCCUGGAUCUCCAUAUCGGCAAGCAACGACUGUUCCUCAUGUUGAUUAUUUAGAAGACACAUCAGUUGCUUAUAGUUUAGAAAAGCCUAUUGCCAGUACCCACAAGUGGUUAUCUGGUCUAACAGCCCACUCCAAGUCAAAUAAUCCGCUCUUGUCAGCUGGAAGCUCCAAUUCUUUCUCUAAACCCAGCUUAAAUUUACCUAACCAAUCUUCUCCUGCAUCAACCUCUUCGCCCAUUAAUCCUAGCUCUUUAUGGAAACAAAAGCGGAAAAGAGCUACAGACUCGCCCUCAGAGCGUCGUUCUAGGAAAAGAUCAUCUUAUGAAGCUUAAGGUUGAUAUGACGACUUUCUGCAAUCAUUUUCUUUUAUAUUGCAUACAUUUAUCUGUUCGACAUUUCUUUCCGCAUACUAUUAUUUAUGAUUAGAACACGGGUGUGUAGGCAUAAGUUUAUAUGUAUUUUCAGAAGAAUUAGUCAAGAGACUGCGUACUUUUAUCCACCCUCUCUAUGUGUCGUUUUUUAUUAUGGUAAUAAAAGGAGUAUAAGUCCAUGGGGAGCUUCGGUCGAAAUCUUCGUCGCCGUACAUUAUCAUUAUCAUUAUCAUUAUUACUCUUAUUCUUAUAUCUCUUUUCUCUGCAGUAAAAACUUUGGACUUUCUAACCUUUCAUCUUCAUUUUACGUACAGAAACCUAUUUAACAUCGUCUCCAUCCAUUCCUCCUCCAAAGGGAGAAUACCAAAAUCUCUUUUAAAUGGACAGUUUCAGACAGUUCGGAUGAAAUUGGGAUCAUUAUUAUGUACAGGAUACAUUAUUUGGCUACGGGUGCUUUAAAUACAUUUCAGUCUACUUGCUCCAUCCUUGCUAGUCAAGAAUCAAAAUCAAUAAAAAAUUAAAC
Schizosaccharomyces cryophilus OY26 is the source of this 1208-nucleotide messenger RNA. RefSeq names its product Ino80 complex subunit Iec3. NCBI's taxonomy places the organism in Eukaryota, Fungi, Ascomycota, Schizosaccharomycetes, Schizosaccharomycetales, Schizosaccharomycetaceae. Bases 113 to 646 code for a protein of 177 amino acids. Gene Ontology annotation, cellular component: Ino80 complex; nucleus. The record is from RefSeq and is a predicted model, not a curated record. Gene Ontology annotation, biological process: chromatin remodeling. The transcript is spliced from 2 exons.